UGUGUGGAGGAAGGCGCUCAGACCAGAAGCUUCUAUUCAAAAGGAUCCACAUUAAAAUGAAAAACAGGCUGGGCCUGUUGAGACACUUUCACCACUCAGGCCUGACCUCUCCUGUUAGGGGCGUGUCCAUGCAUGGGUAGCGCUCCUUUCACCGAGGAGCAGCUUGCAAAUUCCUCAGAGCUGCCUAGAGACCUUCCAAUGGAGGUUUCGAUCCCCACCCUCCUGCUGCUGCUGUGGCUGAAGGCGCUGCUCAACUGGCUGGUGGUUCUCACCCAAUGGCCCCACAUGGUGAGGACCUUCACCGGGGUCCUCUGCAUUUCUUUGGCUUUGGUGGACACCCUCUUGGACGUGGUGGUCACUCAGGUCUUUUUCAUGGAGGACUUUUCUAUCUGUGGUUUGCACCUCACCAGAUACCACAUCUGCCUUCUGAUCCAGGCUGCUGGAUUCAUCUACGGUGUCCUGCACUGGCCUGUGUUCCUUCUCAUAGGUGCUGACAGCUACUUCACAGAGUCCACCACGGAGGUCCCCUGGCCUCGAAAACUCACAUACAUCUGCGGAACGCUCUUGCUCUGGGUUCUCGCCACGCUCUACGUCUUCUCGAGACCCGAUUCCAGCCCGAUAACGGAGGACGACCUCCUGCGCCAAUGCAAACUGACCAGCAGGUCUCAGAGCAGCCAGGUGGCCACCGUGGUGCUGCUAGCACUGGCUGCCGUUCUUCUCUGUACAUCUGUUCCUCCAGAAAAGGGGCGGAGGUUUCAGGGCCAAGCCCUUCUGAGAUGUUCGGUGUGCGCCUUCCUCAGCACCUGGAGCCCCUUCCUGGUCCUGCUGGCGUCCCUCCUGUGUUCCCAGGCGGAGAUUCCAGCCUAUAUGGACAUGAACGUGCCCUGGCUGUGCCUCCUGCACAGCUUCCACAUCACGCUGGCUCUGAGGAGCUGCUCGUGUCUGCUGUGCUCGCAGAAAGAGGACAAAAAGGCAGAAACGGUGGGUUUCCAUCGGUGGACGCAGUGCUUGAUGUGAUGUUCAGGAAUGGACAGAAUAAAGGAAACGGUGAAGAAAAGGACUUUAAGGUGAUAAGUUGGACGAAAGCUACGUCAGAGUCUGUAGGCCCAGCUCUCACUGUUCCGGUGACAGAGGCGUCAUAUCAGCCUUACGGUUCUGCUGACCAGGCCUGGACAGUCCAGCUCAACCUCAGCAAAC
Molecule: messenger RNA, 1197 nt
Organism: Colossoma macropomum (tambaqui)
Lineage: Eukaryota; Metazoa; Chordata; Actinopteri; Characiformes; Serrasalmidae
Gene: gpr160
Product: G protein-coupled receptor 160
Exons: 2
Coding region: 133-1017 (294 amino acids)
Cellular component (GO): plasma membrane; signaling receptor complex
Source: RefSeq, a predicted model, not a curated record